CUUCGCCUGUUGUCUUUACGACAUGGAAUCUCUUAUCUGUUCAAGACCCCACCAAGCGAAUCCCUUUCCAUCUUUCUGGAUGGCGUUUCUGUUCCAGCGUGUCCCGCAGUCCCUUCGCGUGCGGUGCGUAAGCCAUCUGCCAAGGAACACCUUGGCAACACCCGCACUUGACGAGGCAACGGGAAACAUGGAUGAAUUUGAUGCCAGCAAUGACAGCGUUUUCUUUUCAGUACGCAUGAGAAAAAGAAAAAUGACAUGUGUACGAUACCGGUACCUCACAGUUCUCCUUCUCUUCUGCGCGUUAUUUCUGACCUAUGCGAUGCGAGUCAACUUGAACGUGGCAAUCAUAGCCAUGGUCAACAACACGGCCAUAGCGCAGAAUGGCACAUCGCAAUUGGAGACUGGAUGUCCCGCCGAUCACAACGCCACUUCAAGUAACAGGACUUACAUCUUCGAACUGGACGGAGAGUUCGUCUGGGACGAAGUAACGCAAGGAUACGUACUAGAUGCUUUCUUCUAUGGAUAUACCAUAACCCAGCUCCCGGGAGGGUGGCUUGCGGAGAAUGUGAAUAACAAACUCCUGUUCGGAAUUGCCAUGCUACUUACUUCUUUGCUCACAAUCGCCACCGCUCCUGUGGUGCGGUGGAGCGUCUAUGCCUUUUAUGCGCUACGCGCCCUUGAAGGAUUAGCUCAGGGACUCAUCUACCCAUCGCUAUACGCACUGCUAGCCCGAUGGGCCCCAGUUCAGGAGAGAAACCUCCUGAUGACUCUCUGCAAUGUUGGUGCUCUGGUCGGAACUGUCGUGACCCUGCCUGUGUCAGCAGUGUUGUGCGAGAAUGGAUUUGAUGGUGGAUGGCCCUCAGUGUUCUACACUACAGGAAUGGCAGGAUGUAUCUGGUUUGUUUGCUGGAUUACACUCGCUUCUGAAGCACCAGAAAAGCAUCCGCAUAUCUCUGAAGAAGAAAAGGCUUACAUUAUGGAGAACAGAGGAGCGUUGUUUGCAUGCAACAGGUCUGUGCCGUGGCGUUCUAUUUUGACCUCCCCAUCGGUGUGGGUGUACACCAUUGCAAAAUUCAGCACUUCUUGGAGUUUCUAUACCCUUCUCAUAAACCUUCCAACGUAUUUGGAGAACAUCUUGCAUUUUCAGAUCAAGAACAACAGUUUCCUCAGUGCCUCGGUGAACAUUGGGCAGCUGUUCAUCGGUAUCAUAUUCUCGUACAUCGCAGACAGACUCACAGAAGGCAAAUCCGUCUCUGUAACAUGUGUUCGGAAGACGUACAUUUCAGUAUCUCUCUUGUUACAAGCGGCCUGUCUACUUGGCAUAACUUGGGCACGCUGUGAUGUCAUGUCUGUCUGCUCUCUCUUGCUCGUGUCGAGUGUUGUCAGCGGGACGGUGUAUGCUGCUGAUAUGGUUCUCCCUGUUGACCUUGCACCUGAGUUUGCAGGCAACGUCAUGGGACUUGCAAACAUGAUCUGCAACAUUUCUGGCAUAUUUACUCCAAUGGUUGUCGGGUACCUGACUGAGAAGAACCAAACUGUGGAUCGUUGGAACAUGGUAUUCUACAUAGCAUCUGGUAUCAACAUCAUUGGGAGUUUGAUCUUUGUCUUGUUCGGAUCGGCUGAGGUACAGCCUUGGGCGGUGUUGGAACCUCCUGAAGACACAGAAAUUCUAACGAAUGGUGACGCGAUACACAGUGAACAAGACGAUGGGACUGUCCACGUUUAUUAGGUCGUUUAGGUCCUCGACUGUGGUACGACUGGAUGCUGCACAGUGGUGGUAUUCCUCGUUAAGAACAUCCAUUAUCGAUCAUCGUAACAUUCUCAUAAUUUAACUUGACACCACCUAUGUCGGACGUUGUGGCCAUUGUCGAUAUAAUGACACGUGUGGGGACGUUGCCCUCAGACUUGAGAAGAACCUCGUAACGUAAUCCGAGGGGAAGGAGGAAGUGUGAAAUUUUGUUGAACGUGCAGAGAGUGCAUGAUGUUUCCCUUUUCUCUCUUUCUUUCUUUUUUUUUCAGUUGUGUUUACAGUGUGACACGAAAUAUGUGUUGCGUGAAGGACGAUCGAUGACCAUUUCGAAAACUAGUACAGUACAUGACUGUCAGAUUAAAGAGCAACUAACGUGGAAUAGUAUUCAUACGUUGCAUCGUGCGUCAUUUAUGAGGGAAAGAAAUGACAAUGUCCUUCUAAAGAAGUCCGCCAAUGCAGAAAGACCUCUGACGGGCCACGGAAUUUCGCGGCCCUUCGCUACGAGCCGCCUCCAACGAUCGCCCACGAUGAUUGGACAAAUCGCACACGAAGACCAAUGAGAUUGCGCUAUACGCAUUGUCUGCCUUCUUGAGAAGGAUUGGAAAAGCGUAAAUUGCAGCCUCUUACUCUCAUAAAUGACGAACGACGCGACGAAGGACUUCCGUUUCUCUUGCGUCAAAGUAACUCCCAUCUUUUAUAAUGCGAGGAGAGAAGGUGUUGCACGUUAUUGCCCCCCUCUAACACUGGUGCGCUUAUUUUUAACUGAUGAUGCACGUAAAAGUGUAGUUUUUCAUUUGGCUGUAAGACAAAAUGGUUCAGCCCA
This is a messenger RNA of Ornithodoros turicata, 2573 nucleotides long. RefSeq names its product sialin-like. Gene Ontology annotation, biological process: monoatomic anion transport; transmembrane transport. Gene Ontology annotation, cellular component: membrane. The transcript has 10 exons. The record is from RefSeq and is a predicted model, not a curated record. Gene Ontology annotation, molecular function: transmembrane transporter activity. NCBI's taxonomy places the organism in Eukaryota, Metazoa, Arthropoda, Arachnida, Ixodida, Argasidae. The coding region runs from base 23 to 1729 and encodes 568 amino acids.